Lepisosteus oculatus (spotted gar) is the source of this 4165-nucleotide messenger RNA. The record is from RefSeq and is a predicted model, not a curated record. NCBI's taxonomy places the organism in Eukaryota, Metazoa, Chordata, Actinopteri, Semionotiformes, Lepisosteidae.
CUUCCACUUCCGCUGUCAAGGUAAACCAGUGAGAGCUGCAGAUGGAGUCUAUAGAGGAAAUAGGUUUUCAUGGAGUUUAUUAAACCUGCUGGCAGCAGAACUGUUACAGUGGUAAAAACAGACCGUUUCUAGCCGGGGAUAUGCGAAGCUGAUACCGCGUCUCCCUGCUAUCUCUCCCUCUCUUGGAAAAGGCAUGCGUUACGGCGAGCACACAUGGUACAGCGAGGAGAGGAGACAAUAACUGGGAGGGGAGGAAAGAGCCGCCGACGCCACCGAACCCACAGCCGCCGCCGCAGCAGCAGCAGCUGAUCCCUCGAGCGUGCGAGUGAGCCAGGGAGGAGGCCCGGGCGAGAGCAUGGCCUUCCUCGACAACCCCGCCAUCAUCCUGGCGCACAUCCGGCAGUCGCACGUGACCAGCGACGACACGGGCAUGUGCGAGAUGGUGCUGAUCGACCACGACGUGGACCUGGAGAAGUGCCAGCCGGCGGCCGCGCCCGGAGGCGGGGGCGGCGCAGAGGUCCAGCGGGCGGCGUGCCCAGCUGUGCCCCAGGACACAGCCCCUGCGGUCGAUCGGGGGUCUGGUACUCCCGGCGUGCGGGAUAAUUCUGUGUCCCGGCCGGAGGAGGGGACACGUCUCUCUGGCCCCGCCGAGCUGCCCACGCGUGUGCGGGUGACGCAGAGUCGUCUGGAGCUCCGAGGGUUCGGCUUUCGUUGGGGACCGCGCCUCAGGAGCGAGCGCGCGCCCCUCUGUGCCGGUUUCCACGGGGCGUCUCAGCCCCCCCCGCCGCCUCUGGAGCUGCGUGGAGAUGAAACCCUGGAGCGGCGCGGCUCAAAGUCUCUCCCCUUUCCCCACUUCACUAGUGUGCGUGCGUGCGUGCGCGGGGUAAACGGCAGGCUGCGCGGUGUCCAGCGGCCCACCUCGCUCUCGGUGUCCCCCCUGCGUGCUCUUCUGCUGCUGCUGACGAGGAGCUCGAGAAAAGGGGAGCUGUCAGUGCUGAAGGGUUUUUCGGAGAGCAGGGAUCAAGGCAGAGGGGAGCUGGCAAAACGGGCAGAGCCCGUCUACGGAUUACCGCAAACGCCUGGGAAGUCGUCCUUCUGCAAUCGUAUUGACCUCGCCUUGCUUGCAGAAGCCGGCGGACAGGGUUCAGGACUCCAGUGCAAACUGCUGCAAGUGCAGCACAGCAGCGCCUUGCCGUUGCGAAACUGCGUCCUCAGUCAGUCACCAUCGUCCUCGGCGCACAGGCCGGCCAUCAGCGACUCUGUGCAGCAGCUGUCCGUCUGGACAGUGCUGAAACUGAUGCACGAUGGCCCUGAGCUUGCGAACACUUUUUUUUUCCGGCAGUCGCUCACAGAGAUGACUGCAGUCCCUCCCUGGCGAGCCUGCCUCCGGAAGGGCCGCGCUCUGUACCGCGGCCUUGAUUCCCCGGAGGAAGGCACGUCCUUGUUUUAUUCAGGUGGAGCUGCUGCGCGUCCUGCUUCUGGGCUCUGGUCCACGGGCGCGGACCAGCCUGCUCCUCCCUCGCUGCCCUGCGCCUCCCGGUCGGGGGGCUUGGCGUCCUUCGGUGUGCCGAGACUCCUGAUAGAGUCAAGCAGGGGAGGCCGACGGGCCAUCUGGAAUCGCGCGUCCGGAUCCUUCCCGCGCUUCCCGACACAUUGUUGUUAUCCGGAGCGGCAGUCCCAAUGUGACGGACAAGCAGGACGCGUCCCUGCGAUGAGCUGGCGUUGGGGUGUAGUGCGAUGCCUGGUGCCGUUUUCUCACUCGAACCUUUUCAUUUCCUUUAAAGCUCAGAGGCUUGAAAGGCUCAGGAAGGAACGACAGAACCAGAUCAAAUGCAAAAACGUUCAGUGGAAAGAAAGGAGCUCAUCUCACUCGGACCUGGGCUCCCUGUUCGAGAGGAAGGAUUUCAAGGACAGGCCGCGGAGUGGCGGGAAGCAGUCGGCCCUGUCCCUGCGGCUGGAGCAGUGCCCGCAGCAGCUCAACAACCCUUUCAACGAGUACUCCAAGUUCGACGGCAAGGGCCACGUAGGUACAACAGCAACCAAAAAAAUUGAAGUCUACCUCUCAAUGCAGAGCGUGCAGGAGAAGCCUCACCCCAUGACUGUGGUCACCAUGGCCAACGCCAGAGUGCACGACCUCAUCGGGCUCAUCUGCUGGCAGUACACCAGCGAGGGCCGGGAGCCCAAGCUCAACGAGAACGUCAACGCGUACUGCCUGCACAUCGCCGAGGACGACGGCGAGGUCGAUACGGAUUUUCCGCCUCUGGAUUCCAACGAGCCCAUUCACAAGUUUGGCUUCAGCACCCUGGCGCUGGUGGAGAAGUACUCUUCACCCGGGAUGGCAGCAAAACAGUCUCUCUUUGUGCGGAUCAACGCUGCUCAUGGGUUCUCUCUUAUUCCUGUGGACAGCUUGAAGGUAACCAUGAAGGAGAUCCUGCAGAAAGCGCUCAAGAAGAGGAAGGGAUCUCAGAAAGGCUCGGGUCCCCAGUAUCGCUUGGAGAAGCAGAGCGAGCCCAAUGUGGCUGUGGAUUUAGAGGGCACGCUGGAGAGUCAGAGCACUCUGGAGUUCUGCCUGGUCAGGGAAAACAGCUCCCGUGGGGAGGAGAGCUCGGAAGAGGACCCCCCUAUCGACAUCACCGCGGUGCAGGACAUGCUCAGCAGCCACCACUACAAGUCCUUCAAGAUCAGCAUGAUCCACAAGCUCCGCUUCACCACCGACGUGCAGUUAGGUAUCUCUGGGGAGAAGGUGGAGAUCGACCCUGUGACAAACCAGAAGGCCAGCACCAAGUUCUGGAUCAGACAGAAGCCCAUUUCCAUCGACUCGGACCUCCUCUGCGCCUGCGACCUUGUGGAAGAGAAGAGCCCCAGUCAUGCAAUAUUUAAGCUCACAUAUCUCAGCAAUCACGACUACAAACCUCUCUACUUCGAAUCCGACGCUGCUACCGUCAACGAGAUCGUGCUGAAGGUGAACUAUAUCCUGGAGUCGCGAGCCAGCACGUCGCGGGCGGACUACUUCGCCCAGAAGCAGCGGAAGCUGAGCCGCCGCACGAGCUUCAGCUUCCAGAAGGAGAAGAAGAUGGGCCAGCAGUGACGCCGGUUCCGUCUCGGCACCGCGGGGAGCCCUGUCCACUAGAGGGCGCUCAAGAGGGGACGGGCCCUCGGGCAGGCCGAGCUCAGCCGGCUGUGGCGACACCAGGCCGGACCGAGGGAGCCAGUCUCGCCAAACCAAGAGCUAACAAACCUCACGCCACGGGUGCCCACUUCGCCACGAGGGGCUCUCCUCUUCAGCCAUAUCCAGAGCGUCGCAGAGGAAACUGCCAGGCGCCGCCGGAACCACAAAUACUGUUCGGACUCCUUCUCUGAGAUCGCGGAGGACGCAAAGCUUUGUUUCGUUUCGUUUUUUGUUGUUUUUCUUCUUUCUUUUUUUUUUAUACCGCUGAUUUCUGAGGAGUGUUGAGGACUGUAAAAAGACACACACACAAAAAAAAAAAAAAGGUCUGUGAGCGAUCGCCCCAGUUGGUCAACAAAGCUUCUUGUACAGCCAGUAGUACAGAAACGUGUUCCGGACAGGACGAGAGAAGACUGCUCCCCACUUUUCCUGUCUUAAGGUAUUAAGGUGUAAACUUUAUCAGGGUUUGUGUGAUGCAGAAAGGGAACAUCCUUCUUGCGUUUUUAUUUGUAUAUAGCGAUCGCAUUCAGGGUUACUUCAAUAAUACAACAAACCUGCGCUGGCCAUAGCUCUUCAGUGCCUCAAACUGUGUGAUAGGAUAUAAAUGCGAGAGUUUUACAGAUGUGCUGUUGUAUUUUUUUUAAUGCUCCUACCUAGGACUCAAAUUCAGUACCAAACUCCCAAAUCUUAGAUAAAGCUUUCACCUUAAUUAUGUAUGGAAAAUACUUUUAACAGAACAUUUUUUUUCCUUGGCUGGUGAAAUAAAGGAUUUUUACAACCAGAGAAAUAAAUACCUGUACUUUUUACUGUGAUCUUAUAAAACGUUUUCUGCAUUGUUACCUGUAAACUGUAAUAUAUUGAAAAAGCACUGUCUGUUAAACAGAUUGAAGCUGACACUUGUUCAGGCUGUCCAGUCAGAGACAGUUAGGGAAUGUAUAACGUUUUUACAAGUUUUUUGUUCUUUUUGUUAAUGUGAUAAAAUUUCUCCCAUUUCCAGAU